AUGACGACUCUUAAGCCCGGUGACACGUUCCCCAGUGAUGUGGUAUUCCAAUAUAUUCCGUGGAGCGAGGAAAGCGGGGAUAUAACGGCCUGUGGCAUUCCCAUCAACUACAAUGCUUCCGAGCAGUGGGCAGACAAGAAAGUAGUCUUGUUUUCGGUUCCAGGCGCCUUCACCCCCACCUGCUCCGUCAACCACAUGCCUGGCUACAUCAAGAAUUUGCCCCAGCUACGCGAGAAGGGAGUCGAUAUUGUUGCAGUGGUGGCGUUCAAUGACCCUUUUGUCAUGAGUGCAUGGAGCAAGGCCAACCAAGUGCGCAAGGAUGAAAUCGUGAGCACACCCCAAUCCCUGAGGACCGCUGGGCGUGAGAAGCAAAUAAAUAUGCAAAUGGCUAAAUAUGGACAGCUCUUCCUCUCGGAUCCCGAUGCUAAGUUCUCCAAAAGCAUUGGAUGGGCAGAUGCGGCAUCUGGCCGCACCGGCCGGUAUGCGAUCGUCAUCGACCACGGCAAGGUCAGCUAUGCCCAGAUCGAGACCGAACGGGGCGCUGUCAAGGUAAUAUUCACCCCACCCCUCAGCCAAAAAACGGACAUAGUUAACGCGACCGGGUCACAGAAAUCCGGUGCCGAUGCAGUACUUGCAUCCUUGUAG
Messenger RNA from Penicillium macrosclerotiorum, 645 nucleotides. Its product is annotated as peroxiredoxin family protein. The transcript has 3 exons. Gene Ontology annotation, biological process: hydrogen peroxide catabolic process; cell redox homeostasis; cellular response to oxidative stress. Gene Ontology annotation, molecular function: thioredoxin peroxidase activity. Bases 1 to 645 code for a protein of 214 amino acids. Gene Ontology annotation, cellular component: peroxisome; cytoplasm; mitochondrion. NCBI's taxonomy places the organism in Eukaryota, Fungi, Ascomycota, Eurotiomycetes, Eurotiales, Aspergillaceae. The record is from RefSeq and is a predicted model, not a curated record.